Drosophila rhopaloa is the source of this 1306-nucleotide messenger RNA. RefSeq lists its product as uncharacterized. NCBI's taxonomy places the organism in Eukaryota, Metazoa, Arthropoda, Insecta, Diptera, Drosophilidae. The transcript is spliced from 3 exons. Bases 251 to 928 code for a protein of 225 amino acids. The record is from RefSeq and is a predicted model, not a curated record.
GUGAUACCGUUUUGGUUAGGGUAAAAAAUCCGUCGUCGAGGCUUCCUACCCCGAGUCAAAUAACAAAGGCAAAACUGUUUCGUUCAAUUGUACAAUAAUAAAUUGUUCGAAAAACAAAGAGACUGGUUGUAAUUACUCUCGUCGGCUGAAUAAGAAAAGGGUGGAGUCUGUUACUGGAUUGGAGAUUUCUAAAUGGUGAAAACAGCACCGCUCCUGCCCCUUCCACCGGUCUUUCGCGAGCACUAUCAAGAUGAGCAUGCGCACACGUGCCUUGGUCUUCUCCACCUUCUUCGGCAGCUGCCUGGCCAUCGGCCUCCUGCUGGUCAGCAUGACCACUAACCACUGGGUUCGCGCCGAUCCGCGCCGCAAAAACUCGACUGAGGCCAAGGGCGAGGUCAACUUCGGGCUCUUCUACGGCAGCCAGCACCUGAAUAUCGGAUAUGGCGUGCGCCCCUAUCCAAUUGACGUUUACACAUUUGUCCGCACAGAGAACGGCGACUCCAGCUUCUGGCUUUGGCUCCUCACCACCUUGGGCACCGGUUUCGGCCUCCUGGCUUGCGCAAUAGCCGCCAUCGCCGCAGUCCUGAAGUCCGCCUCUGCGGCCAAGAGGGGCGGCACGAUGGUGCUGCUCCUGGCCGCCAAUAUAUCCGCUGCGGGGGCCCAAGUAGUAGCAUUUUUGGCCUGGUUGAUGCAGUUCUACAACUACUUCAGCCUCAACGUCCUUCUGGCCGAGCAACAGCAGCAGCACUGGUACAGCACGGGGCUGGCCUACCUUGGCUACAGCUUCUACUUGGUCGUGAUCUCCACCAUAGUGGUACUACUGAACAUCGCUGUUUUGCUGUACGCCAAGCGCCGCGACCUCCGCGACCGCCGACGCCUGGAGCCGCCAAGUGAGGACAAAAACAAGGCCGCCAUAAUGCUGUACUAGAAGGGAGAGGAGACGAAAUCCCAAAUGAACCUCAACGCAUCUGCUCGGAAAGCGGACGAGCAGCGACAACAAUAAAUCUCAGUGGCUCAAAUGAUUGUGCCUUACUUAAGGAUGCCUUUUGCUUGCCAACAAUAAGGCCCAAUUAUAUACUCACUUAAAUUGAUGGUACAUUCGCUUAGAUUAGAAAAUGUUUGACUGAAGCCGAACUUUUAGCGGAAAAAGAAAACUACACUGCCCGCACCUACCAAUAUUUAUAUAACUUUUACAUAUACAUAUACUCGAAUGACAUUUUUCUAUACAUUGUAUUUACUGCCACCGGCAGCCAAGUAUUUUUAUGUGCAUAUUUACAAAUACAACAACAGUCAUUGUUAAAAAAUA